Molecule: messenger RNA, 1062 nt
Organism: Nicotiana attenuata
Lineage: Eukaryota; Viridiplantae; Streptophyta; Magnoliopsida; Solanales; Solanaceae
Product: serine/threonine-protein kinase HT1-like
Exons: 1
Coding region: 1-1062 (353 amino acids)
Biological process (GO): protein phosphorylation
Cellular component (GO): plasma membrane
Molecular function (GO): ATP binding; protein kinase activity
Source: RefSeq, a predicted model, not a curated record
AUGGCAAAAACAAGAAUUAGAGCAGAGAUUGAUUUGAGAAGAAUGGACGAGCAGCUUGAAAGACAUUUAGAUCGAGUGUUUAACAAUCAUAAGUGCUGUGAAAGUGAAGAACCAAAAGUCCAAGUAAUCAAGAAAGAAGAAUGGGAAUUGGACUGCCAAAAAAUUAAGGUAAAGAAUCUUAUUGGUCAAGGGGCAUAUGGAUCAGUUUACAAAGGAGUUUACAAUGGAAAAGAAGUCGCAGUUAAAAUACUUGAUUUGAGAGAUGAAGAUAGAAGAGCUAUAGUAACAAAGGCUUUUACACAAGAAGUUUCUAUAUGGUACAACCUAAGUCACCCAAAUAUUGCUAAGUUAAUCGGAGCUUCGAAAAACAACGUACCCGAAAUUAAACUCAAAUCUGAAAAUAGCCAAUGUCGUCCUCGUCCUACGAAAGAUGGAUAUUGUAUUGUGGUAGAAUUUGUUCCUAGAGGCACACUCAAAUCCUACCUCAUUAAAAACCACAUCAAGAAGUUACCGUUACAUACUGUAAUUAAACUAGCAUUAGAUGUUGCAAAAGGGUUGAGUUAUCUUCACUCACAAAAAAUUGUUCAUAGAGAUGUGAAGACUGAGAAUUUACUUCUUGACAAUGAAGGAAGAGUGAAAAUAAUAGACUUUGGAGUUUCUAGAGUAGAGGCUUCUUGUCCUAUUGAUAUGACAGGCCAAAAUGGGACUAUGGGAUAUAUGGCUCCUGAAGUUCUUGCUUGUUUGCCAUAUGAUCAUAAAUGUGAUGUUUAUAGUUUUGGAAUUUGUUUGUGGGAAAUAUACAGUUGUUCAAUGCCAUAUCCUGAACAAAUUCCCCUUUCUAAAACUUCUCCUGAUGUUUACAAAAGUCGAAGGCCUGAAAUACCAAAAUCUUGUCCAAGUGUUUUGGCUGAUAUAAUGAAGAAAUGUUGGGAUGCAAACCCUAAAAGGAGACCAGAGAUGCAUGAGGUGGUUAUGAUGUUGGAAGCAAUUGACAUAUCUGAAUUAGCUACAGAAAAUCAGUUUCAGGGUUGUUUUUGCUUGAUAGGACGAAAAGGAUUAUAA